UGCAUUUUUCAUGGUCCUCGAUUCGAUUAGUCAUAAUCAAAUCACUGCAUCACUUGUCUUGUGACCAAAGAAAAAAACCGGCCAUCAGCAUGAUUCUGCCAAUUGCUCUGAUAAUCUUCAGUUGCUCGGGUUUGCUCCCGAACGCUGCCGCCAUUUACUGGGGGGACUGGGGCCUGUUUCAAUGCUGUCCCGACAAUGCACCCGCAAUCGGUUUCAAAUUAAAAACUGAAAGGCCACAGGGAUGGGGAGACGACACGGCCCUAAAUGGAAUUUAUCUCAAAUGUCAAUCGAAUUCGUGGGUUUCGUCAAGCGUAGGACCCUGGGGAGGUUUCGGUAACGAAUUCAUCUGCCCGGCAAAUACUUUCCUGACGUCGUGCCAACUGCGUGUGGAAGGCCGUCAAGGACGAGGAGACGACACAGCAGCCAACAAUAUGAACUGCAAGUGCAGCAACGGCCAAAUAUUGUCCGGAGACGGUACGCACUGGGGCGGUUGGAUGGCCUGGUCUGCUGAAUGUCCCACGGGCAUCUGUGGUCUGAAAACACGCGUCGAAGGCCGUCAAGGUGCUGGUGACGACACUGCUCUCAAUGAUGUUUUAUUUAGAUGUUGCUAGAUGAUACGUGUAGGCUACAGGCUUGAAUGGCUCCUGAUAAAUGUUGAUUCAACUACGUUGGGUGAAGGCUUUGAUCGUCUGGGGUUUGAACGCAUUUUGCUUGAGAGAAAAUGUCACGAACUUCUUUGGGUCAAUAAACACAUUUUUCAUUUGCCGUGGAAA
Molecule: messenger RNA, 773 nt
Organism: Daphnia carinata
Lineage: Eukaryota; Metazoa; Arthropoda; Branchiopoda; Diplostraca; Daphniidae
Product: vitelline membrane outer layer protein 1 homolog
Exons: 3
Coding region: 90-611 (173 amino acids)
Source: RefSeq, a predicted model, not a curated record